CAGGGGUGCCGAAUAUUUCACUACAGAGUCCGUAUAUUUUGUACGCCACUUUUGUCUCGCCGCCAGGGCGCGAUGAAUCAAAAUCAAAAUGUCUGCUGGUGAAAAAGACCAAGCACAACAUGUUGAGGAAGAGGAUGCCACAGAACUUCAGUUUCCGAAAGAAUUCGAAGCUGCUGAAACGUUAUUAAAUUCUGAAGUAUUCAUGUUGCUGGAACACAGAAAAGCUCAAAACGAAAAUGCAGAUGAUGAUCAGGAAAUGAGCGAUGUGUUCAUGAAGACACUAAAUUACACACAAAGGUUUAGUCGAUUCAAAAACAGAGAAACGAUUGCACAAGUGAGAGGACUGCUGUCAAAAAAGAAGUUGCAUAAAUUCGAACUUGCUUGCAUUGCAAACCUAUGUCCCGAAACAGCAGAAGAAGCCAAGACUCUAAUACCAAGUCUUGAAGGAAGAUUUGACGAUGAGGAGCUGCAACAAAUACUAGAUGAAAUCAAAACACAUCGAAGUUUUCAAUAUUGAAACUUUCCUGAACUCUACAUAUCUUGUCGAUGGCGCAAGAAUAUGGCUAGAAUGUAUAAUACAUUGAGCAUCUAAGAUGUAAAUCGCUAGAACGUUGUUCCCCAUCACAUGUGAUAUGACACGACAAGACAGCCACGAAAAUAUUUUUUGCAUGUCCAGCAAAAUUUUAUUUAUAUGUUUAUAAUCCGAAAUAAAAUGUUCUGUAAA
Hydractinia symbiolongicarpus is the source of this 724-nucleotide messenger RNA. Its product is annotated as DNA-directed RNA polymerase II subunit RPB4-like. Gene Ontology annotation, cellular component: P-body; RNA polymerase II, core complex. The record is from RefSeq and is a predicted model, not a curated record. Gene Ontology annotation, biological process: nuclear-transcribed mRNA catabolic process, deadenylation-dependent decay; mRNA export from nucleus in response to heat stress; positive regulation of translational initiation. Bases 89 to 517 code for a protein of 142 amino acids. Lineage: Eukaryota; Metazoa; Cnidaria; Hydrozoa; Anthoathecata; Hydractiniidae. The transcript is spliced from 4 exons. Gene Ontology annotation, molecular function: nucleotide binding; translation initiation factor binding.